This is a messenger RNA of Colletotrichum godetiae, 1302 nucleotides long. RefSeq names its product SGNH hydrolase-type esterase domain-containing protein. NCBI's taxonomy places the organism in Eukaryota, Fungi, Ascomycota, Sordariomycetes, Glomerellales, Glomerellaceae. Bases 1 to 1302 code for a protein of 433 amino acids. The record is from RefSeq and is a predicted model, not a curated record. The transcript has 3 exons.
AUGAAAGCUCUGGUCAGUCCCCCCGAGACGCCUUUGUCAUUGCGGGCCUUCAUGAUGCUGCUCAAGUGGCUGUUUCUUUGGGCAACGCUCACUCUCGCCGUCCCAACCGGCGACAAUCUCUACAAACGACAAGACGAAAAUCAUUGGGCUGUGACAUGGACGUCUAUGCCCCAAGAGGUGGAACAAAGUAAUCUUCCACCAUCGCCUUUCAAUGGAGGAAGUGUCCAAUACCGCAACGCAACGCUCCGCCAGACUUUCCACGUCUCCAUCGGUGCAUCACGCAUCCGUUUCCAGCUUACAAACAUCUUUGGAGGUUCAGAUCUGCCCAUCACGGCAGCCUCCAUCGCCCUUCCACUCGGCGGAGCAGCAGGCGUCUCUGGGGUCGAUACGGCUACUACCAGGGGACUAACUUUCUCCGGGUCUCCGUCCGUCACUAUCAAGCAAGGCGCCUUUGUCUACAGUGACCCGAUAGACUUCAAAGUGCUACCUCAGACAAAUGUCGCGCUGAGUCUGUACUCUCAGCAGGGCCAGUCUGGGACCCGGAUCACGGGACACCCCGGCAGCCGCACGACUUCAUGGAUGCAGAGUGGUAAUCAAGUGAAUGCAUCAUCUGUCGGAGGCGCUAGCACAAAGCACUGGUACUUUGCUACUGCCGUGGAGGCGUGGGUUCCCAGGAAUACGUCAGCAAUGAUAAUCCUCGGGGACAGCAUCUCGGACGGACGUGGUAGCGACAAUGACAAGAAUAACCGAUGGCCCGAUCUCCUCCUCGCACGCCUACAAAAAGAAGGGAUCACAAAUCUCGCAAUCGCAAACGAAGCAGCAGGCGGCAACGCAGUCCUCAGCGGCGGCCUCGGCCCCACACUCCUGUCCCGAUACCCUCGCGACGCCCUCACCCAGCAAGGCGUCUCCCGCGUUCUCAUCUUCGAAGGCGUAAACGACAUUGGCCCCGGCGGCACCGACGCCGCAUCCCAGCAGCGCAUUGGCGACGGGCUCAUCGCCGCGUACAAACAGAUCGUGGCCGACUGCAAGAAGGCCGGGCUUGCUACCAUCGGGGCGACGAUCACGCCGUUUGCGGGGAGCGGGCAGGCGUAUUCAAACCCGGAGAGGGAGCGGACGCGGGUGAGGGUGAACAAGUGGAUUCUGAAGAGCGGGACGUUUGAUCACGUUGUUGAUUUUGCGGGGUUUGUUGGUGAUGGGGAGAAGUUGAAGGCGCAGUUUGAUGGUGGUGAUCAUUUGCAUCCGAAUGUGGCUGGGUAUCAGGAGAUUGCGGCCAGAUUCCCUUUGGAUGUUUUCAAGCCUUAA